AUUUUAUAUUUGCAGAUUUACUUUCAAAAUUGAUACUUUGCAAAAUUACUGCACAAUUCUCCCACAUUAAAUUUUUCUAUCCCUCCUAUUAACAAUGUUACAUUUUUAUUUAACAUGAUGCCAAAAGCUUUCCAAUAGAUUUGCAAUUUCUCGUUUUAGAAAUUAAAAUUGUUGUGUGGGUGGCAUAGAAAAAUUCAGAGAAUUAGAAGUAAUUUUGUAAAUAAGGACCUCUUGUUUUACAGUUGAACCCACAGUUUCCCUAGGUUGUGUAUAUGCGCAACGGUUCUCGGGAACUACAAAGCUUUUAGAUGACUAAUUUUGCUUUCUUGUUUGUUAGAUUUUAAAAAAUUAAGCUAGAACAAAAUCUUAUCAUACUAGAGCUUAAAUUCUUUCUUAAUUAAGGCCCCAAAUAUUCAUGUUUCUAAUUUACACUCCAAACGUGUCAAUUUCCUUAAAUAACACGUGCUCCUUAUAUUUGACAGUAGCUAGUCAGUUUUUAUAUUGUUUGGAUAAAACAUAAUAAAGUCACUGUGUAAUUAGAAGGAUGAAGAUCUGAGCGCACGAUGUAAAAUUAGGAAAAUUUUGGUUCUAAAAUGAUACCUUAAUUAAUAGAAUUGGGGGUCAAAUUAACGGAUUUGGGGUGCUGUUUAGAUAUAUGACGAAGAUCGGUGGUCUAAUAUAGAAUUAGGAAAGAAUUGAAGGUGUCUAAUAUAACAAAAAACCAUUUUUUUAGGAUUAGGACCCUUUCCAUUACCAAAAAAGAAGUAGAAGAACCACUACAUAAAUACAACAUGAUAUUUUUUUUGAGUGCAAAUUAGAAAUGAGUGUAAUACAUGAGGUUGGUAAUUAAGUGUUAGAUAUGGAAUGCAUUAUAAUCAUCCACUAGAUAAUUAAGGAACUAUUUGGUUAGUGGAUUGUAUUUUGGUGCAUACUAUGAGUUUAGAAAACCCUAUACUCAAGAUUUUGUUCGUUUAGGAUGAAUUUUAAAGUGUAUAUGUAUGAGAGAGAAAAUUCAACCAAAUUUUGUUUGGUUACACAUGCAUUUUAUUGAGGAUAUGUGACUAAAAUCACAAAAUCGAGUGAAAUUAGCAUAACUUUUUACAAUCACAUUUGAUGCAUUGAUUUUACAUGUCAAAACCCAAAAUUCGUGACAUGAAAAGUGACAAACAAAUAAUAUAUAUGAUAAUAAUCUAGAAUUUUAAGCUUAUGGGUCCCCUUCUUUAAUGCAAAAGCAACUAGAUGCGGGUAAAAUGCUUGGAUGUAUCUCACAUGUAUAUAUCUGUCAUUUUCAGUUUGCAAUUUGCUCCCAAAAAUCCAACUGCAUAAAUUGAAACAAUUACAGGUUAGCGACAGUGGAGCUUUCGAUCUCUCCCACGACUACGCCAACUCUAGACUCACCGAAACAACAAUCCUCGCACACCGAUUCCUCAAAAACGUCUUCCGAACAAAAGAGCUUUUUGCAUGCCGAGUCAUCCAAAUGCUCGUUUCAAGCCUUGUUCUUGGCUCCAUCUUCUUCAACCUCAAGAAUGAUCGCAUUGGUGCUAGCGAACGUGUUGGCCUCUUCGCCUUCAUCCUCACCUUCCUCCUCUCUUGCACCACCGAAGCUCUCCCAAUAUUUCUUCAAGAACGUGAAAUCUUGAUGAAGGAAACUUCAAGCGGUACAUAUCACAUAUCUUCCUACGUCAUUGCAAACGCACUAGUCUUCUUACCAUUCCUCCUCAUUCUGUCUGUCCUCUUCUCUGUCCCUGUCUACUGGAUAGUUGGUCUGCACCCGAGUUUUGACUCGUUUCUGUUCUUCAUACUUCUCAUAUGGCUCAUCCUUUAUACUGCGAAUUCGGUAGUCGUGUGUAUCACUGCACUAGUACCCAACUUUGUAGUAGGGAAUUCGAUGAUUGCGGGUGUGAUGGGGUCGUUCUUUCUAUUUUCCGGCUAUUUCAUAUCGAAGGAGGCAAUGCCAAGCUAUUGGGUGUUUAUGCACUACAUCUCCUUGUUUAAGUACCCUUUUGAGGGGUUGCUGGUGAAUGAGUUUGGAGGGAAGGGGAGGUGCUUGGAGUAUAAGAUGGGGGUUUGUUUGUUGGAUGGGGAUAGUUUGUUGAGAGGGCAAGGGUUGGGAGAGGAGAGGAAGUGGAGGGAUGUGGUGGUGAUAUUGGGGUUUAUAGUAGGGUUCAGGGUGAUGUCCUAUGUUAUACUUAGGAUAAGGUGUAAGUUGGAUCAAAAGGGUGGGAUUAAAAGAAAAUAAGUUUGAGAGAGGUGUGAAAAUGCCACCUAUACAAUAAUAAAGAUGAAAAGUGCGAGUGUUACUGUUGGUAUAAUUCUUUCUUUCUUCCUCCUCUCUUUUUUUUGGGUCGUUUGUGGGAAUAUAGUUUUACUACAUGCUUUUUUGCUUUGGAGAAGUGUAUUAAAUAUUUGCAUGUAACUGCUUACAAUGUAGAAUUAACAUGCAACCAAACUUGUAAAUUAAAUUUAAUCGUUUGUUUGGAUUAUUAUA
Asparagus officinalis (garden asparagus) is the source of this 2488-nucleotide messenger RNA. Its product is annotated as ABC transporter G family member 5-like. The coding region runs from base 1259 to 2239 and encodes 326 amino acids. The record is from RefSeq and is a predicted model, not a curated record. Lineage: Eukaryota; Viridiplantae; Streptophyta; Magnoliopsida; Asparagales; Asparagaceae. Gene Ontology annotation, molecular function: ABC-type transporter activity. The transcript has a single exon. Gene Ontology annotation, cellular component: membrane.